AGAUCGGUGCAUAUUUGUAUGAGGGUAGGAGGAUCUUCUGUUUUGUUUUUCAUUCGGGUUGAGAAUAAGAUACGAUUUCGCUGAGUGUCACGAUUGAAAUUGUGUCUUCUCUGGCCUCUUCUCCCUGAAUUCAAGCAAAAAUAAGCUGUAUCAGCCUUCAAUCUAUCGGUCGGAGCACGUGAGCACUUCAAGCAAGCCAGUCAUGACGACGCUGACCAUCGACCCGAUGCUGAUGGCGGACCUGUCUGCCACCUGUAACAGCCUCGGCUACCUGGACGAUGCCACAGGAAAAUACCAAAGGGAGCCAGAGUGUCUGGAAUGUGUGAAGGAUUUGGUGCGAUUCCUGCGAAGAGAUGAUGAAAACCACGAGAUUCGCAGAGCACUUGGGGAGACCAAAGUGGUAGUCAAGGAUCUCAUCCCAAUUAUCAAACACCACUCAAGUGACGUUGAGCUGCUGGAUGUUACACUCAGGCUGCUGGUGAACCUGACGACGCCGGCGCUGGUGCUGUACGAGGAGGAGCUGCCCGGCGAGCGCGUGUCGCGCCGCUACUACAUGGAGGUGAUCCAGUACCUGCAGACCUACAAGGAGGCCUUCAGCGACAAGGUGUUCUGGGAGGCGCUCACCACUCGCAUGGCAGCUCUGCUCGAGAAGGACUGGGACAGCCGGAUGGAGGACGAUCGUCUGAUGAUCGAGCGCAUGCUGAUUCUGGUUCGUAACGUCCUGCACAUUCCCGUGAACCCGGCCGCCGAGAAACGCACCGACGACGACGCCAGCGUGCACGACCAGGUUCUGUGGGCGAUGCACCUGGCUAAGCUGGACGACAUUAUCCUCUUCAUGGCGCAAUCUGAUGAUGAGCAGCACCUUUGCAUGCAUAUUAUCGAGGUGGUGUCGCUGAUGCUGCGGGAACAGGACGCCAAGCAGCUGGCGCGCUCCGGCGCGGCUCGCAGCCAGCAGGAGCGUGAGAAGGAUGUACGUGAGCUGGACCGGGUCCGCGUUCAGGAGCAGGAGCUCAAACAGAAGAAGGCCAAACAGCUCAGCAACCUCCGACACACCCGUUUCGGGGGUACGUACACGGUACAGAACAUGCGCUCCAUCAGCGACCGGUCCCUCAUCUACCACCAGCCCCUGGCCAGCAUCAACGAGCUCUCCUUCGACAAGGGAAAGGUGCCGAAGAAGACUCCCAAGAACCGUCAGCCGCUCUCUGACGGUGAUGUGGCGCGCCGCUCCAUGCUGACCAUCCGACUGUUCCUCAAGCAGUUCUGUGCGGAGUUCCUCGAGGGUGCCUACAACAAGAUCAUGAACAACGUCAAGGAUGACCUGGCGCGGGCCAAGGCUCAGGCCAACGACGAGUCGUACUACAUGUGGGCUGUAAAGUUCUUCAUGGAGUUCAACCGGUACAACGGCAGCUUCAAGCUGGGACGCAUCACGGAGACGCUGUCGGUGUCCAUGUUCCACUACCUGCAGACACAGAUGGAGUCCUACCUGGAGAUGAUGACCGUCGAAAAGCGCAAGAUCCGUAUCUGGUCCAAGCGCGCCCACCUGGCGCUCAGGGCCUAUCAGGAGUUGCUGUUUACCAUCCAGCACAUGGACUCGGUUCGUGACGAGAGUGUCCGUGACGCCGCCAAGGUGCUCAAAUCGAACCUCUUCUACAUGCCCGAGUACCGGGAGCUGCUGUACGUGCUGCUCUGCAAGUACGACCCCAUCAAAAUGAGCAGGAACUUUCUGACUGACCUGGUGGAGACGACGCACGUCUUCAUCCGGCUGCUGGAGCGUUUCUCCGGCGGCGGCAGGAUCGUCGUCAAGCAGAAGGCCAAGGCCAAAAAGAAGAAGACCAAGCGCACAAAUGCCGGCGGUCCGGGCGGCGGGCCGGCCGGCGCGCCCCCUCCCCCGGACCCGGAGCUGACCUGGGACGCGCUCAGUGACGAGCUGUCCGCGGCCAUCCAGGCCGAGCGCCAGCUGCCCGAGGACGUGCGGCCGUUCGACGCGGCCAGCGAGGUGCCCGUGCAGGAUCAGAGGACGGACGCGAUGCUGCGCAUUCAGGACCAUCUGAGGGCCGGAGAGCCGAUCGACGCGCUGGCUCUGCUGAGGGCGGCCAGGGAGGUCUGGCCGGAGGGCGAUGCGUUCGGCGCGGCCGAUAUCGCCCCGGAGGAAGAGUUUCUGGCGCUGAGAGAGAUCCACUUCGCCGAGCUGCCAGGAAAUCUGCUUCUUUCUGCUAUGUAUAAAUAAAAGCAUCCGGCGCUUCUCAAUGUCAUCAGCGUACUACUGAUAUGAUGGUUUCGUGUGCCAUGCUCGGCGCGGUCCAUGGCGGCUCGCCUGGCUGGCAGGUCUGCCGUGCCGGCGCCAGCGGCCGCUCGCCCUGCCUGAUAGACGACUGGGCGUGCUCCAAAGUUGCUGCGGCCAGCGGCGCGCCAUCGUUGCCUGACGAAUGGGCCCGGGCGCGGAUUUGGGCACUGAUAUAGAGCUGCACUCUGCCGCGGUUC
Messenger RNA from Amphibalanus amphitrite, 2481 nucleotides. RefSeq names its product protein timeless homolog. Gene Ontology annotation, biological process: replication fork arrest; DNA replication checkpoint signaling; DNA repair. Gene Ontology annotation, cellular component: replication fork protection complex. NCBI's taxonomy places the organism in Eukaryota, Metazoa, Arthropoda, Thecostraca, Balanomorpha, Balanidae. The transcript has 17 exons. Bases 203 to 2227 code for a protein of 674 amino acids. Gene Ontology annotation, molecular function: DNA binding. The record is from RefSeq and is a predicted model, not a curated record.